Molecule: messenger RNA, 3974 nt
Organism: Rana temporaria (common frog)
Lineage: Eukaryota; Metazoa; Chordata; Amphibia; Anura; Ranidae
Product: unconventional myosin-Ig-like
Exons: 22
Coding region: 860-3877 (1005 amino acids)
Biological process (GO): vesicle transport along actin filament; actin filament organization
Cellular component (GO): cytoplasm; actin cytoskeleton; vesicle
Molecular function (GO): ATP binding; microfilament motor activity; actin filament binding
Source: RefSeq, a predicted model, not a curated record
ACACCAGGAAGUCACAGUGGCUUCUGUCAUCCUCCUCGCUCUGGUUCCUGUCACUGAGGAGUCACACAGCCACCUCUGAUUCUGGAUACACAGACAGCCCUCUAAUUCUGGAUACAUGGACACCCCUCUGAUUCUGGAUACACAGACACCCCUCUGAUUCUGGAUACAUGGACACCCCUCUGAUUCUGGAUACACACCCCUCUGAUUUUGGAUACACACCCCUCUGAUUCUGGAUACACACCCCUCUGAUUCUGGAUACACGGACACUCCUCUGAUUCUGGAUACACACCUCUCUGAUUCUGGAUACACACCUCUCUGAUUCUGGAUCCCCCCCCCUUUGAUUCUGGAUACACACACGCCUCUAAUUCUGGAUACACACACACCCCUCUGAUUCUGGAUACACACACCCACCUCUGAUUCUGGAUACACACACACCUCUCUGAUUCUGGAUACACACCUCUCUGAUUCUGGAUAAACACCUCUCUGAUUCUGGAUACACACACACCCCUCUGAUUCUGGAUACACACACCCACCUCUGAUUCUGGAUACACACACACCUCUCUGAUUCUGGAUACACACCUCUCUGAUUCUGGAUAAACACCUCUCUGAUUCUGGAUACACACACACCCCUCUGAUUCUGGAUACACACACCCCUCUGAUUCUGGAUACACACACGCCUCUAAUUCUGGAUACACACACACCCCUCUGAUUCUGGAUACACACACCCACCUCUGAUUCUGGAUACACACACACCUCUCUGAUUCUGGAUACACACCCCUCUGAUUCUGGAUAAACACCUCUCUGAUUCUGGAUACACACACACCCCUCUGAUUCUGGAUACACACACCCCGGGGCGGGCAUGGCGGAGCAGGAGAGCCUGGAGUUCGGCAAGGCGGACUUUGUGCUGCUGGAUAAUGUCACCAUGGAGGAGUUCAUGGACAACCUGAAGCUCAGGUUUGAGCGCGGGAGAAUCUACACAUACAUCGGAGAAGUGGUGGUGUCCGUAAACCCGUAUAAAUCCAUGGACCUGUAUGGGAAAGAAAUGAUCGAAUAUUACCGCGGGAGAGAGCUGUACGAGAGACCGCCGCACCUGUACGCCGUUGCUGACGCGGCAUACAAGGCCAUGAAACGCCGGGCGAAAGACACGUGCAUCGUUAUCUCAGGAGAGAGUGGAGCUGGGAAGACAGAGGCCAGCAAAUACAUCAUGCAAUACAUUGCCGCCAUCACCAACCCCACCCAGAGAGAGGAGGUGGAACGAGUGAAGAACGUGCUCUUGAAAUCCAACUGCGUCCUCGAAGCUUUCGGAAACGCCAAAACCAACCGGAACGACAACUCCAGUAGAUUCGGCAAAUACAUGGACAUCAACUUUGACUUCAAGGGGGACCCAACGGGAGGACACAUCAACAAUUACCUGCUGGAAAAGUCUCGGGUCCUCAAGCAGCAGCCGGGAGAGAGAAACUUCCAUUCAUUCUACCAGCUGCUACUGGGGGCUCCGGAGUCUUUACUGAGCUCCUCCGGUCUGGGCAGAGACCCCGAAAUGUACGUCUUCACCCGAGAGAGCGCCAAUAAUGUCAUCAAUGAUAAAUCGAGCUACAAGAUGGUGGUGGAUUCCAUGAAGGUGAUCGGCUUCACCGAGGAAGAGGUGGACUCUGUGUACAAGAUCCUGGCUGCCAUCCUACACCUGGGUAAUCUAUGUUUUGAGAUGGACAGUGACUGCGUGGUUCUGGAGGAUGAGGACCUGGUCCGGUAUAUUGCGGAGUUAACGUGUUGCCAACCUGACGCGGUGCGGAAGACCCUUCUAUAUCGCACUAUGGCUGCAGGAGGGGGAGAGAUCAUCGAGAAGGGACAUGGCGUCAAAGAAGCAGCCUAUGCCAGAGAUGCCUGUGCCAAGGCCUUCUACGAAAGGCUUUUCUGCUGGAUUGUUGGGCGUAUCAACAGCAUUAUUGAGGUGAAGAAUUACGACGCCAGGAUCCAUGGAAAGAACACUGUGAUUGGUGUUCUGGAUAUUUACGGAUUUGAGAUCUUCGAUAAUAACAGCUUCGAGCAAUUCUGCAUCAAUUACUGCAACGAGAAGCUGCAGCAGCUCUUCAUAGAACUCAUCCUGCGCCAAGAACAAGACGAGUACCAGCGGGAGGGCAUCGAGUGGCAGCACAUUGAAUACUUCAACAAUCAGAUCAUUGUGGAUCUGGUGGAGCAGCCCCACAAAGGGAUGAUCUCCAUCUUGGACGAGGCGUGUCUGACGGUGGGCGACGUCACCGACACCAUUUUCCUGGAGUCCAUGAACGGCAAACUGGGGAAGCACCCUCAUUACAGCAGCAGGAAGCUUUCUCCGACAGACAAGUCCAUGGCGUUUAACCGCGACUUUCGGAUAAAGCACUACGCUGGCAAUGUGACAUAUUCGGUGGAGGGGUUUCUGGAUAAAAACAAGGACACCUUAUUCCAGGACUUCAAGCGUCUCAUGUAUAACAGUAAAGACCCCGUUCUGAAGGACAUGUGGCCGGAUGGAAAGUUGAGUAUCAGUGAGGUGACGAAGAGACCCCUGACAGCUGCAACGCUCUUCAAGAACUCCAUGGUGUCACUAGCCGAGAACCUGGCCUGCAAGGAGCCGUAUUACGUGCGCUGCAUUAAGCCCAAUGACCAGAAAUCGCCGCUGCUGUUCGAUGAUCGCCGCUGCCUCCAUCAGGUGGAAUAUCUGGGGCUGAUGGAGAACGUGAGGGUCAGGAGGGCCGGAUUCGCCUACAGGCAGCCCUAUGACAGAUUCCUGCAGAGAUAUAAGAUGACCUGUGAAUACACGUGGCCCAACCACCUCAUGAACACCGACAUGGAAGCCACCAAAGCUCUGAUGGAUCAGCAUGACUUCCAGGAUGACGUGGCUUACGGCUACACCAAGGUCUUCAUUCGGACCCCCCAAACCCUGUUCAGUCUGGAGAAUGAGAGGGCCCAGCUGAUCCCCAUCAUCGUCCUCCUGAUCCAGAAGGUCUGGCGUGGGACUCUGGCUCGCUGGCGAUUCAAGCGUCUCAGGGCCAUCUACAAGAUUAUGAGUUUUUACAAGUGCUACAAAGUCCGCUCUCAUCUGAUGGAGGUGGUGAGGCGUUUCGAGAACGUGCGCGAAAUGGCCGACUACGGGAAGAGCGUGGAGUGGCCACAACCGCCAGCUGUACUGGAGCAAUUCCAGGACCUCUGCCAAAAUCUGUUUAAGAGAUGGCGAGCUCGGAAGAUAGUGAAGAACAUUCCGCCCUCAGAAAUGUUCCAGAUUAAAUGCAAAGUCUGCGCCAUGGAGGCCCUACAGAACCUGCGGAGGGAUGUGGGAUACCAUCGGCCGUGGAAGCAGAAUUAUCUCGCCUGUGAAGCGGACAAUCCCAGCGGAGCAAUGUCCUUCUCCAGAUCCCUGCAGACCCUCCGGAAAAAGGACAACUACGCCUCGGUGCUCUUCACCUGUCACAUCCGAAAGGUUAAUCGAUUUAACAAAUGUAAGGAUCGCGGGUUGCUGAUCACCGACCAUCACUUGUACAAACUGGAGCCCAGCAAGGCCUACAAAGUGCUGAAGAGUCUGCCGCUGAGUACGGUCACCGGACUGAGCCUGACUAGCGGACAGGACCAGCUGAUCGUCCUGCACACCCAGAAACACGACGACAUGGCGUUCUGCCUGCAGAGGGCGGAGCUAGGCGGAGAAAACCGUGUGGGAGAACUGGUGGGGAUCCUGAAACAUCACUUCCAAUUGCAGCGAUUGGAUCUGCCGGUGAAGGUGACGGACUGCAUCCAGAUGAGCAUGCGCGGGAGGCGGAGGCUGGUGUCGGUGGAGACCCGGAGCGACAUUGCCAAACCAGACUUCUGCAAAGGGCGCAACGGCCUAAUACUACACUGGCCCAAGAACUGAGGAUGCGCCCCGCCCCCCCUUGUUCUACCGCGGAUGGUGCCGAAUAAUUCCUGUAUUAUAAUAAUAUGACAAUAAAGUUUUUACAAUUCAAAACCUU